AAGCAUCUUCUUCCUUCCUCCCAACUUUUCAGUUUCUCUCUCUUCGCCCCCUUCAACUUUCCAAAAUUCACAUGGAACCCCCACUUCUCCCCAAUCCACCAAUUUCCACCACCAUCACAACCCCACAACAACCACCACCACCACCACAACAAACAUCACUAGAUUCCAACAACUCUUCCUCAUGGGACGACCAGAGCCAACAACCAUCACAACAACAAAAGAUCCGUCUUAUGUGUAGUUACGGUGGUCACAUAAUCCCACGACCACACGAUAAAUCCCUUUGUUACGUCGGUGGUGACACACGUAUCUUCGUAACAAACCGUAACACUUCCUUAACGGAACUCUCCGCCCGUCUUUCCAAAAACCUUUUAUCUAAUCGACCUUUUUGGUUGAAAUAUCAAUUACCUAAUGAAGACCUUGAUUCACUUAUCUCUGUUACAACAGAUGAAGAUUUAGAAAACAUGAUUGAUGAAUAUGAACGUGUUGCUAAAAGUAGCCGUAUUCGUGUUUUUUUAUUUACUAGUCAUGAGUUUGAUAAUUCGGCUGUUUCUUCAAUUGGGUCACUUUUGCAAAGUUCGACUAAAUCUGAGGAUUGGUUUGUACAUGCUUUAAAUAAUGGAGCAGCAGCAGCAGCAAAUUCUGCUUCAACUACAACAAAUAAGGUGUUUUCUGAGAGUUCUUCUGUUAAUUGUCUGUUGGGUCUUGACGAUGAUGUUGGGAAACUAGAUGGAUCAUUUGGUGGUGCAAAAAAUGUGCAAAUUAAUCCACAAGACGUACAGUCUGUACCUGAUUCACCUAUGGUUGAAACGGCGUCGUCUUUUGGGUCGACUAAUUCGACACCAUCGAUGACGAAUUUACCCCCGAUUAAAGUACACGUGGAGGAGAAUAAUAAUAAUAACCAAAGGGUUGGAAUUGAAGAACAGUUUUCACAGUUAGGUGUGAAAACUGUGACUUCACCGGUUGUUCCGGUGACGGGAACUGUGUUUUCCGGUGUGCCGGUGGUUGUUGGUGGUGGGGAUUAUGUUAAUCGGGUUUAUUCGGAUGAUGAGAGAUCGGAUCAAGGUGUUGGUGUUGGUUAUAGAAAUAAUAACACAGUUCAAAUGCAGCAGCAACAGUUACAGCAGCAGCCACAACAAUUGCAGCCUAAGCCUAUUGUUGUUCCUUCUGAUUUGCCUUCUCCUAAUUCAGUUUCAAGUGAGAGCAGUGUGACAAAUCCUUUGUCUGGGCAAAGGCAUUUCUUUUAUCAAGAACAAGGGGUUCAAAUUCAGUCAGGGAACAAUAGGAUAUCUCCUAAUUCAAUUGAAAUGAAGCAUCACAGUGAUCCGAAUAAUAGGGCUCAGGUACAACAACAGCAAGUCCAGGAGGCUGCUGGAUAUGCACUGCCAGUCCAGUAUGAUCAGCAGCAGCAACAACAAAUGUAUCAUCAACCCCAACAACAAUAUGUUCAUGCUAGUCAAUAUAUCCACCAUACCCCUUCCGGCCCUGUGCCAAUGGCAUCUUAUUAUCCUAUAUACCAUUCUCAGCAGCAGCAGCAGCAGCAGCAGCAACAAACUCAUCCUCAUCAGCACCCUGGUCUUGAGCAGCACCAGUACCCUGUUUACUUCGUUCAUUCUAGACAACCUUCGCAAGCUUAUAAUUUGCCAGUGCAGCAAACAAAUUAUAGCGAGUCUGCUCAAACAAUCGCUUCUAACCAACCCCAAACACCUCCCGCUUCUAGCAUGGCUAGAAACGCUCCUGCCUCCAAGCCUGAAAUGACAGCUGGCACAUAUAGAACUGCGGCUGCAGCGGCCCCACAAUUGGUUCAGAUCCCUCCAGGUCAGCAUCAGCAUCAGCAUCAGCAUCAGCAGCAAUAUGUGGGGUACUCUCAGAUUCACCAUCCAUCUCAGCCAAUUCCUCCUACAUCAGCUGCUACUGCCAAUUAUGCGUAUGAACAAAUAUACUACUCUCAGGCUCAUGCUCCCCAGUUUUCUGCUCAAUACCAAACCAUGACAUCACAUAAUAAUUCUUCUCAGCUUCCCACGGAAAACAAUCAACCAACAAGUUAGGAUUUCACAAGCCAUGAAAGGUGAGUUUGCACAUGAAGAAACAAUUUUGUGGCCAUGGAUUUGGUGUAUG
Lycium ferocissimum is the source of this 2115-nucleotide messenger RNA. RefSeq lists its product as uncharacterized. Lineage: Eukaryota; Viridiplantae; Streptophyta; Magnoliopsida; Solanales; Solanaceae. The transcript has 2 exons. The coding region runs from base 72 to 2045 and encodes 657 amino acids. Gene Ontology annotation, molecular function: protein binding. The record is from RefSeq and is a predicted model, not a curated record.